This is a messenger RNA of Lactuca virosa, 1968 nucleotides long. Lineage: Eukaryota; Viridiplantae; Streptophyta; Magnoliopsida; Asterales; Asteraceae. The record is from the annotation of a GenBank genome assembly.
AUGAAUUCAACGUGGGUUUUUCGAAAACUAAGAACCAAUCUUCCGCCAUGGCUCUCCUCUCUCACUCACUCUCCCAGCUCUCCAAAGUUCAUCCUAAACCAGGAACAAUUAUGCCGUCUGUUAUCCAUAUCGGGAAGAGAAGGGUAUUUCAAGGUUGGAUCUUCAAUCCAUGGCUCCUUAAUCAAGAACCCACUAUUUAAUAACCUUCACAACCCUAUCGAAAAUCAAUAUCACGUAGCUAUCUGGAAUUCCCUCCUCUUUGUCUAUUCAAAAUGUGGCUACUUAUCUGAUGCAUCCAAACUGUUCGACAAAAUGCCAAUGAAAGAUGCUGUAUCGUGGAACACGAUCAUAUCAGGGUUUUUCAUCCGAGGUCUCUACAAUGUCGGAUUCGAUUACUUCAAAACCAUCUAUAGUUCUUCUGGUGCUCAUCGUUUCGAUCGUGGAACCAUCACCACCAUUUUAUCUGCAAGUGAAGGAUCGCAGUUCUCCAACGUUAACAAAAUGAUCCACUCCUUGGUAAUCAUCCAUGGCUACGAGCGCGAAACUACAGUAGCAAAUGCCCUAAUCACAUCGUACUUUUCUAGUGAAUCUUUUCAUUCCGCAAAACAAGUUUUUGAAGAGAUCAAUGAUAGAAACGUAGUUACUUGGACAGCAAUGAUCUCAGGGCUCGCACAAAAUCAAUAUUUUGAAGAUAGCUUGAAGGUGUUUGUGGAAAUGCCUAGAGGAUUGGUCUCUCCAAAUCUACUAACAUACUUGAGUACGUUAAUGGCAUGUUCUGGUUUACAAGCACUUAAAGAAGGGUGUCAGAUCCAUUGUCUCCUUUCAAAACUAGGCAUGGAUUCAGAUUUACAUAUAGAAAGUGCACUCAUGGAUAUGUACUCUAAAUGUGGCAGCAUGCAAGAAUCAUGGCAGAUUUUUGAAUCAGCUAGGGUUCUUGAUGAGGUCUCCAUGACUGUAAUUCUUGCAGGUUUUGCACAAAAUGGAUGUGAAGAAGAAGCUGUUCAUGUGUUUGCAAGAAUGAUGAAAGAAGGAAUCAAGAUUGAUUCAAACACAGUUUCUGCUAUUCUAACUGCUUUCAAUGGCGACACUUCCUUAUCUUUUGGUAAACAAAUCCAAUCUUUAAUCAUUAAAAAAGGGUUUUUCUCAAAUCCAUUUGUGGGAAACGGACUAAUCAACAUGUACUCAAAAUGUGGCGAAUUGGAAGAAUCAAUCAAAGUGUUUGAAACAAUUCCUGAGAUGAACACAGUUUCAUGGAACUCCAUGAUUGCAGCUUUUGGUUCUCAUGGUGAUGUUUCCAAAGCUCUUGAACUAUAUGAAAAGAUGAGAGAAGAAGGUGUGGAGCCCACGGAUAUUACGUUUUUGUCCUUGCUUAAUGCUUGUAGUCAUGGAGGUUUAGUAAACAAAGGCAUGGAGUUUUUAAAAUCCAUGGAGAGAGAUUAUAAAAUUAGUCCAAGAAAAGAGCAUUGGGCUUGUGUAGUUGACAUGUUAGGGAGAGGUGGAUUUUUGAAUGAAGCGAAAAGUUUUAUUGAGGGACUACAAGUGAAGCCUGAUGUACAACUCUGGCAAGCAUUGUUGGGUGGUUGUAGUAUACAUGGGAAUAUAGAGAUUGGGAAGUAUGCAGCAGGGCAAUUGCGUCUUUUGACACCGGAUAGUCCUGUGCCUUAUGUUUUGAUGGCGAAUAUUUAUUCUUCAAAAGGGAGGUGGAAAGAGAGGGCGGAAAGUAUAAGAGGAAUGAAGAAGGUUGGAGUGGUGAAGGAUGUAGGGAUAAGUUGGAUUGAGAUUGAGAAAAAAGUUCAUAGAUUUGUUGUUGAUGAUCGUAUGCAUGAGGAAACCGAGGGUAUUUUUGGGAUUUUGUUGGUUUUGUUUAGACAUUUGACGGAUGAAGGGUAUGUACCGGAUAAGAGGUUUAUUUUAAGACAUUGGGAUGAUGAAGGGGUAGUUUUGUCAUUGCAAAAUCAAGAUGAAUAA